Messenger RNA from Tigriopus californicus, 2344 nucleotides. RefSeq names its product putative sodium-dependent multivitamin transporter. NCBI's taxonomy places the organism in Eukaryota, Metazoa, Arthropoda, Copepoda, Harpacticoida, Harpacticidae. Gene Ontology annotation, biological process: sodium ion transport; transmembrane transport. The record is from RefSeq and is a predicted model, not a curated record. The transcript has a single exon. The coding region runs from base 539 to 2239 and encodes 566 amino acids. Gene Ontology annotation, cellular component: membrane. Gene Ontology annotation, molecular function: symporter activity.
CUUCUCUGCUGAGUUCAAAUCCAACAAGUCAUUUGCAAAUCGAUUCGCUGUGACUAUCAAGAUUUAAGUGCAGAUCUAUGAUUUCGAGACCAGUGGAAUAAUUCUAUUUGAACUCGAGCCUCUUUCCAGAUUUGGGGUAGUUAGAUAUUUAAAGAAAGGCAUAUUGGAUUGAACACAAAUUAUGUGACAUUUGACACUAGGAGCUUCUUGCAUCAUGACGACAAUCAGUCUGUGCAUGUUGACAGAGAAAGUCGUCUUCGGUCUCGACCAAGUGCUUACUGAAUUAUACACGCAGCUUAUCCUACAAACGGCCUCGGUGUUCCUGAAAAGUCAGCUGAGGUUGAAGGAAAGAAGGAAACAUUCCAUAACUCCAAGAAGCAUGGCGAAAUCGGCUGCUAGCGUCUCUCUCCUAAUUGUCAUUUUUGUGUCUUGGUCGGCAUUCUCGGUCCUGACCACGCAUUAAUUUUCCAUUGCAUUGUACUUACAAAGGGAUUGCAAUUGAGUUGCGGUUCAAGAUCGCUUCAGUGAGAAGGCUAUCAUGGUAGGAUUUGGAAUAUGGGAUUACGUGGUCUUUGGGGGCAUGCUCCUCAUUUCAUCGGGGAUUGGCCUUUACUACGGAUUUACGGGUGGAAAACAGAAGACCAUUGGAGAAUAUCUCUUUGGGGAUCGCACCAUGGGCUCGUUGACGGUGGCAUUCUCCUUGAUGGCCAGCUUUAUGUCUGCCAUCACGCUAUUGGGCGUGACUCAAGAGAACUACUAUUUCGGGACUCAAUUCGUGGUGAUCAAUAUCGCUUACAUCAUUGGCACACCUAUUUGUGCUUACUUGUACUUGCCAGUAUUCUUCCAACUUCAAGCUGCUAGUGCUUACGAAUACCUGGAGAAACGCUUUGGAAAGACCACCCGAGUUGUAGCUUCCCUGGCCUUCUCCUUGCAGAUGAUCCUCUACAUGGGUAUCGUUUUGUAUGCACCUGCUCUGGCCUUGUCUGCAGUCACGGGACUGACCUUUAGAGGUUCAAUUCUUGCUGUUGGUCUCGUGUGCACGUUUUAUUCAACCUUGGGUGGGAUAAAGGCUGUCCUAGUGACUGACGUGUUUCAGUCCCUUCUCAUGUUUGCGGCCAUCUACGCGGUCAUCAUUUGCGGCUUGAUCAAGAUUGGCGGAGUGGGUGACAUCCUUCGAAUUGCGAAUGAACAUGGGAGGAUAGAAUUCUUCAAUUUCGAUCCUGAUCCCACUGUCCGUCACUCCGUAUGGACUCAGAUCAUUGGAGGCCUAUUCAUCUAUUGCUCCCUCUAUGGUGUGAAUCACGCUCAGGUGCAGAGGCUCCUCACCGUGGGGAACUUGCAACGGUCUCAGCGUUCCUUGUGGAUACAGUGGCCCAUCUUAACAUUGUUGAGUCUCUCCACCAGUUUUGCUGGACUAGUCAUGUUUGCAUUCUACAAGGAUUGUGAUCCUGUCAGUGCCAAAAGAAUUGCCAAGGGGGAUCAGCUCCUACCGCUGUUUGUCGUUGACACCAUGAGCCAUUUACCUGGACUCUCUGGCCUUUUCGUCUCCGGGAUAUUUUCCGGAUCACUCAGCACCGUCUCGUCGGCCAUCAACUCACUGGCUGCCGUCACUUUGGAGGACUACAUCAAGCCUAUUUUUGAGGUUGAAAACAGUUCCACCAUCAUUCUCAAGUCUUUAGCGAUAUUUUAUGGUAUCGCUUGUAUCGGAUUGGCAUUUAUGGCUGAGCUCUUAGGCCCCGGUGUCCUUCAAGCCUCCCUCACUAUAUUUGGGGUAGUGGGCGGUCCCCUCCUCGGACUGUUCACUCUGGGCAUGGCCUUCAGACGAGCCAAUCAAAUUGGCGCCAUAUCAGGACUAAUAUCAUCCUUGGGAUUCCUUAUAUGGAUGGGCUUUGGCCAACCUCGUCCCCGUCCACAGACUCUAUCAACAUCCGUUCAAGAGUGUGACAAUCUUUCCUUCAUAAACAUAUCAGCCAACACGACUGCUCUACAUCAAGAACCCGAGGACUACUUCUUCCUCUAUCGAAUUUCAUAUGCUUGGAACGCCGUCAUCGGAUUCCUUCUCUGUCUCAUUAUCGGUCUGGUCGUGUCAGAAAUAGCCCAAAAGCUCAACUCCAACCCGUCAACGCCCAAGACUUUAGAUCCCAAUCUGUUCAUGCCAUUUAUCCGACGACGAAUGCUGCAAGAACUCAUUCACCGGAAGGACUAUGACCAAACCGAAACCCUGGAACUCAAGUCCUGAUCGGAUGAAGGGAUGCAGUUUUCAAUCUUCACCGCAGAUGGCUUUCAAUGCCUCUUAGUUGUUCAACCCUUUGUACAUUUGCAUAAAUAAACGUAAUCAAUCACC